Messenger RNA from Coturnix japonica (Japanese quail), 1925 nucleotides. It is a transcript of the gene P2RX2, whose product is annotated as purinergic receptor P2X 2. Gene Ontology annotation, biological process: calcium ion transmembrane transport; response to ATP. Lineage: Eukaryota; Metazoa; Chordata; Aves; Galliformes; Phasianidae. Gene Ontology annotation, cellular component: signaling receptor complex; plasma membrane. Gene Ontology annotation, molecular function: ATP binding; extracellularly ATP-gated monoatomic cation channel activity; purinergic nucleotide receptor activity. The record is from RefSeq and is a predicted model, not a curated record.
UCUCUGCGCCCGAUGCAUCCCCGGGCCGAGGUGGGGUCACUGUGCUGGUGGCGUGUGGGGACAGCGGAGCUGGUGGAUGCGGGGCUGCGGUGCGGCCCGUGAACCUGCCCUUGUUCUGCUGCCGGAGGGGAAACAGAGCCCGGAGCACGAGCAGAGCGCAGGCGAAAGCACCCGAACCCAGCCGGGUACCCGCAGGAGGGAGGAAAUUCCCAUCACCUUCUGCAUCUCCAGCCUAACCCCGGUGCUCCUGGGAUGUUCCCGUUUGUUGCCCCCCCGUGAAUUCAUUCCGAUUUGGGGGAACGCAGCGCAGCCCUGCGCGCAUCCCCUCCUCCUGCUGGGAAGGACCAGCGCUGCGCUGUGCCCUCACCGCUCCCAUAGGAAACGGGGAAACAAACCCCCGUGCUCCGGCCUUGCCUAACGCUGGGUGUGUUGCGUCCCAACGUUGCACAACCAUCACCGCUGACUGUUACAGCGCCGUGGGUUUGGCUGCUCGCAGCAGUUACCGUGAAUCAUUAACCCGCGGGUACAACCACGGGCUGCAACACGCUCUACCUCCUUCCCCGGCUCAGCUCCGCGCCGGCGGGUCUGGGCCAUGCGCAGCCGAACCUCCCCCCGCAGACGCCCCGCAGCCCGCAGGGAGCGCUGCCGGGCCGGGCCGGGUCGAGCGGAGCCGGGCGAAGCGCAUCGGCAUCGGCAUCGGCAUCAGUAUCGGCAAUGGGGCCGGGCUGCUGGAGGGCGGUGAGCAGCUAUUCCAGCCCGCAGGUGGUGGUGGUGCGGGACGGGCGGCUCGGCACCGCGUAUCGAGCGCUGCAGCUCCUGGUGCUGCUCUACUUCAUCGGGUAUGUGUUCAUCGUGCAGAAGGGAUACCAGGAGCGAGAAACGGGCCCGGAGAGCUCCGUCAUCACCAAGGUGAAGGGCGUGACGCAGUCACCGAGCAAGGUCUGGGAUGUUGGGGAGUACGUGGACCCCCCCGAGGGUGGGAGCAGCUUCAGCAUCCUCACACGGGUGGAGGUGAGCGCUGCCCAGGCCAUGGGGACGUGCCACGAGGGUCCCAGCGCUCCAUGCCACUCAGAGCAGGACUGUGUCUCUGGGACCAUGGAUGCAUCCCAGCACGGUGUGAGGACGGGGCACUGUGUGCCCUGGGGCAGUGGGAGGAGCUGUGAGGUGCUGGCCUGGUGCCCUCUCCAUGUAGGCAGCAACAGCGAGUCCUUGGCGGAGAUGGCAGCGCAGUUCACCAUCCUCAUCAAGAACCACAUCCGCUUCCCCCGCUUUGGCUUCUCCAAGGCCAACAUUCAGGCUGCCGAGAGCCACUACCUGAAGAGCUGCACCUUCAAUGCCACCUCUGCUCUGUACUGCCCCAUCUUCAGGCUGGGCUUCCUGGCUGAGCAGGCAGGCGAGGACUUUGCAGUGCUGGCUGAGAAGGGUGGGGUGAUUGGCGUCAUCAUCAGCUGGGACUGCAACCUGGAUCUGCCUGAAAUGGAAUGCAACCCACGCUACUCCUUCCGCCGCCUCGACCCUAAAGGGGCUUUGGCAUCCCCAGGCUACAACUACAGGUUUGCCAAGUACUACAUCUGGAACGGGACCUGUACGCGGGUGCUGACAAAGGCCUAUGGGAUCCGUGUGGAUGUGAUUGUGCAAGGCCAGGCAGGGAAGUUCAGCCUGAUCCCCACAGUCAUCACAUUGGCCACUGCACUCACCUCGGUGGGGCUGGGCUCCUUCCUUUGCGACUGGGUGCUGCUGUGCUGCAUGGACAAGGAGCGGCGGUACAGCAGCAGGAAAUAUGAGCAGGUACCAGUGGGCUGAGGAUGCUCCUCUGCAGCCCCACACUAUCCCCUCCCCACCCCCAAAAUGACAUUGCCCACAGCACCUUACAGCCACCCACUACUGAUGUCAAUAAACCAAUUGUGCCGGUGUCAAUGGAAGGA